AGCCUGGCCCCUCAUGCUAUUCCUCUUUCUCUCUUGGCUGCUUAGAUCUGCUCUCCUCCUCCUGCUCACAUCCCUGGCUCUGGGGCUCCUGCAGGGAAGGCAGACAUGGAGCUGCUGUGCUGUGAGGUGGACACCAUCCGGAGAGCCUACCUGGACAAGAACCUACUGACCGACCGGGUCCUCCACACCAUGCUCAAAGCCGAGGAGACCUCCUGCCCCUCCAUGACCUACUUCAAGUGUGUGCAGAGAGAGAUCCUGCCCUACAUGAGGAAGAUUGUGGCCACCUGGAUGCUGGAGGUCUGCGAAGAACAGAAGUGUGAAGAAGAGGUCUUUCCACUUGCAAUGAACUACCUGGACAGAUUCUUGUCUGUUGAACCCCUAAGGAAGAGCAGAUUGCAACUGCUUGGGGCAACUUGCAUGUUCCUGGCCUCUAAAAUGAAGGAAACCGUCCCCCUAACUGCAGAAAAACUAUGUAUUUACACAGAUAAUUCCAUCAGGCCAGAGGAACUAUUGUUAAUGGAGCUGCUGAUUCUCAACAAGUUGAAAUGGGACAUGGCCUCCGUAACGCCCCACGGUUUUAUUGAACAUUUUCUUAACAAAAUGUCACUGAACGAGGACACCAAGCAGAUCAUCCGUAAACACGCCCAGACUUUUGUGGCUCUCUGCGCUACAGAUGUAAAGUUUAUAUCAAAUCCCCCUUCCAUGGUUGCAGCGGGCAGCGUAGUGGCGGCAGUACAGGGUCUGAAUUUGGGGAACACGGACAGUGUGCUCUCUUCUCAACACCUCACUCUUUUCCUAUCACAAGUCAUCAAAUGCGACCCGGACUGUUUACGGGCAUGCCAAGAACAGAUUGAAUCUCUUCUGGAGUCGAGUUUGCGCCAAGCUCAACAGCCACACAGUUUGUCCACAGACACAAAGACAGUGGUCGACGAAGCGGACCUUUCCUGCACCCCAACGGAUGUUAGGGAUGUGAACAUUUGAUACACUUGUGUCACGGACUUAUUUCACCAUGGAGUGCGCAUGGCAAAGUCUUUUUGGAUUGAAGUGCGACCAGGCUCAUCACUUGGAGCCAAACCUCUGGACAUUGUAAAAAACAAAAACAAAAAAAAACAGGCAGGCAAACAUCGCUUCUUCUGACUGUUCCACCUGUGACCUUAAACAACAAAAAUCAAAUAAUACCCAAAAACUUUUCACAAAAAAAAGGUUAAAAAACAAGAAAAAAUAGUAUUUGCAUAAAUCUCUGCGGGUUUGUGCUACAAAAAGAGGAUUUUUAUAAGACAAUAAUCACUUAGUUUUAUUUUUAUAGUGUUCAUGUCUUUAUGUUGUAAAAAUAGGCAUUAACACAUGACAAAUGUCUCCAGGGGAGGUACUAGUUUUGAUUCAUUACAUGCAAUAUAGCCAUUUUUUAAGUAGAAGAGGUUGUUUUUAGAUAGAAAUAUAUAAAUAUAUAUCUUUAUUUUCCUAAAAUAUCUGUCCCUUUCAUGCAGUUUAGGCGUCUAUAUCUUGCUUGCUGUUGCAUGUAGUCACUUUAUUACUCAUUUUUCUAUUUUAUUGUAGUCGAAUAUCCUCUUCACUUUAAAAAUGGUUACUGCAACGCAGAGGGUUGCGAACCCUUCUGUAAAAAUUACAAUAGUGUAUCUUUAGUAUAGUGUAUUACUAUAUGUUAAUCAUUUGUGUUUGUGGAUUACCUGUGUAUAGGGCUUGGAAGGUGCCAGUCUAGAAUUGCCUCAAGGUAUAGUUGAAUGCCCAUAUUAUACUCUAUUAUAAAGAGAAACGGACAUAGUGAACAUAAUAUAUUAUAUUUUUAUAAUCUUCAUUUUGUUUUAGCUGCCUGCGUAUGAAGAGCUGGUAUCAUUCAGUGGUUCUGAAGCCUAUACGUGUCGGGUUAAAUCCACAGCCUAGAUUGUUCUAGAUUCUAAUACCAUUCUAUUUCAAAGCACUUUGGGUCUAUUAAGUAUGGCAAAUAAUGUUGUUUUUACGUGGGAAUCAACAAAACUGAAUGGUUUGGAAAUACUUUUGGUGCUUAUAUGCAACCGCAGAUGCAAAGCGAGUGCUUUCUGUUUUUUUUUUGUUUUGUUUUUUGUUUUUUUUCCUUAGGAUAAAAAAAAAAAAAAUAGGAUGAUUUAGCUUUUGCACCAUAAACUGCUUCUGUGUGUCUUUGUAGAAGUGGUGACAUUUAGAAAUUAUGUUGGUGCAGGUUUAAUUUGUGGCUUUAUGUUUUCACAUAAAGGGCAAGAUUUUUUAUUUUUUUUUUAAAGGCUUUAUCUCAAGUUAAUAUUGAACGAAAGCUUUUUUUUUUUUUUUUUUAAACACUAAACUAUGAUAAUUUAUAGCUAAGGCUAAAAUAAAUAUUUAUUGCAGAAUAUCCCGCACAAGGCCAGUAUAAUCUGUCAAAUGAAAAAUGCAAUUUUCCUUUUUUUUUUUUUUUUUUAUUAUUGAAUAAUUACCGUUAUACCCCUCAAUGAUGGAGAGAAUAAACACAGCAUUAAAAGCCCAGUUAGGGGCCACGAUGCUGCAUAGAUAAGUUGUGGAUUUGGUAUAUUUAAAAUUUAAAUGAAUCAAUUUGAAAGAAUUUCCCCUUUUUUAUUUUGUUCGUAUUUCCCCCCCCC
This is a messenger RNA of Pelobates fuscus (common spadefoot toad), 2609 nucleotides long. RefSeq names its product cyclin D1 (gene CCND1). Lineage: Eukaryota; Metazoa; Chordata; Amphibia; Anura; Pelobatidae. The coding region runs from base 106 to 981 and encodes 291 amino acids. Gene Ontology annotation, cellular component: cytoplasm; nucleus; cyclin-dependent protein kinase holoenzyme complex. The record is from RefSeq and is a predicted model, not a curated record. Gene Ontology annotation, molecular function: cyclin-dependent protein serine/threonine kinase regulator activity. Gene Ontology annotation, biological process: mitotic cell cycle phase transition; regulation of cyclin-dependent protein serine/threonine kinase activity. The transcript has 5 exons.